AUGCACGGCCAGCUACAGCCGAGGAGAGCACGAGUCCUAGCCGCAGUAAGGAAACACCGCUGGUUACUCGACACUUUCUUGCUGCUGGUUAUUUUGGGCCUGUUGUUGGAUAAAAAAUCGAGUCAAAAAGAAAAGAGCCACGAGUUUGAGGGCGCAGGAGAUAUAACUGGAUUUGCUCCGAAAUUCUCUCAACAAAUAACGUCCUUCAGUCCCGAUGCGCUGUUUAUGCCCGAGAAUUCGUCCGAGUUCUUUUCAGAUGAAGUCCGGCAGAAAUGGCUUAGCAUCGUACCGAAGGGGCUUGGAUACCUACUAGUCAAGAAUCCAGAACAAUACGACAACCUCCCAACACCAUUGGAGGAGCAAGGGGACAAAUUCGUUGUCACGACGAGUAUGACGCACCAACUCCAUUGCCUGUACGCUAUCGCAGAGGUCUAUGCCUCUCUAUCGUCAGGCAAAAUGACGCCAACGGAGAUGCCAUGGCAUCUUAACCACUGCUUUGAUUACAUACGUCAAGGCAUAAUGUGCGCUGGUGAUGUUGCAGUCGAGGGUAAGCAGACUACAUUCCCCGAAGGCUUUGUUGGAUCCGAUGGCUGGGAUGCGAAGCACGUGUGCAAAGACUAUAACCAAGUCUUGGAUUACUUAGAAAAGAAUGCAGCCAAUGACGAGGUCUGGAUUUAA
This is a messenger RNA of Pseudomassariella vexata, 678 nucleotides long. RefSeq lists its product as uncharacterized. Gene Ontology annotation, biological process: mycotoxin biosynthetic process. The transcript is spliced from 5 exons. NCBI's taxonomy places the organism in Eukaryota, Fungi, Ascomycota, Sordariomycetes, Amphisphaeriales, Pseudomassariaceae. The record is from RefSeq and is a predicted model, not a curated record. The coding region runs from base 1 to 678 and encodes 225 amino acids.